GCGCGCCUCGCCGCCUCCCCGCGCCGCCCUGCUCCCCGCCGGAGGGCUCCUCCGUUCCUCCCCCGCACCGUCCGCCCCGCGCCGCGGCUGCCCCGCGCCCUCCUCCCCCGCUCCAAACCCUAACCCUAGCCCACGGCUCCCGAGCUAUUGCGUGUGGCGAUUCUCUGGAAGAUACCGUCUCUUUGCAGAGGUCCUUUGUAAUUAAUUGCGCCUCUGGGGAUCUAGCGGGUUGCGAGCGAUGCCUUCUUUGGCUUUUGUAAGGUGGUGAAUACCGAGUCGCACUCUAUGGGUGGAAUGGUCGAUUAUGGUGUUAGUGUCAGUACCAAAUCUUCACCACGCUCUGCAGCCAUUGAAAAAGCUCAGGAGGAGCUCAGGCACCAGUAUGAUGUUCGUGAAGAACGGAGGAGAGAGUUGGAUUUUCUAGAGAAAGGAGGCAACCCGUUGGAUUUCAAAUUUGGCUAUGUAGAAUCAGUCAGUUUGCAGUCCACUUCUCUGACAGAUCAAAUAGCUGAACAAAAUGGGAUAAGAAGCCUCUUGUCCGCUCUCAAUUGCAGUGAAGCUAAAGGUAGUUUUGCAUUUGCUGCAUCAACUCAUGGAGAUUCAGUCGAGAGUAGCGGCAAGCCAGGAAGUUCACUAUGUCGGGAGACCAACAUGGCGGACAAUCUUAUGCUCUUUGGUGGCGAUAACAACGGUAUUACAAAGGAGAAAAUUGUGAAGAGAGGAUCCAGAAGGACCAAUGCAGGUCAACUCAGGCAGUCCUCUGAUGGCCACAACAAUGCAAAAAGAGCUGAAGGUUCUGGUCUGUCUCGCCUUGGAGUGAAGAGUCAGGCAUAUGUUCGACGCAACAGGUCAAAGCCUUCUAGGGACAGUGCUAAUGUUACUUCUAUUACAUCUCCUGUGGUUCCUGCUAUAGCUUCUGAACCGAAAGAUGCAAAAGCUACAACCAAGGAAAAACAAGCAGAUGAUCUUGGUGUAUUAUAUGGUUCAAGUUUAAACCGGGCAGGACCAAAGUGCGAGAAGGAGCCUAAUGCAGCUUCUGAUGAACAUAUGGCAAUGGAGUUGAGUGGGACUCGAACAAUUCACGAAGGCCACUGCACAGUAAAGCAUGAAGCAAGGCAAGGUGAUCAUAAUAAUAGUGUAGCUACAGAAGCGGUGCUGAAUGACGUGAAUGGCAAACAGCAACCUGAUGGAUGUGGUGAGAUAGCUGCAGCAGGUGCAUCCAUAGAGACCCCUGAUGCUACUUCAAAACCCGUUCUAAGGUCAUCUUAUUCUAGCUUAUCUACACAUGAUGAGAGAGAAACAUGUGCUGAUGAGAAGGUUGACAAUGAUCACUUGGAUGAAGAUAUGGCCCAUAUCCAUGUAGGUGAACUGGGUAACAUCAGUAAAGGUCCUGUCUGUGCUGUCGAAGCUGCCACUGUGCACAAAAAUGCGAUGGAUUCACGUUGUGAAGACAUGACCAUUACCAUUGGUGAUCAUGCAGAUGAUAGUAAUCUAGUUCCAAUGAAGAUUGAUAGGAAGUCUCAUGAAGAUCUGGACAUCAGUGGAAUAUCUAGCAAGGAUGUUAACGAAGGUGGACAAUUGGAAGGUCUUAGCAGGCUAAGCUCUGUGAGGGAAAAAUCCUGUUCUGAACAACCUGAACUUAGUACCACUGUUCUUGUGAAAGAUGAAAUGGAAAUUUCUGACGAUGCAAUAGUUGAACAGAAAGAUACCAGCUGCCCAGAACCUAGCCACCUUAUCAACAAUAAGGAAACCCCAGAUUUGGAGAAUAACAGUUCUCAUGGGGAUUCUAACUCUGCCCAUCCUACGGUUGUAGGCCCUGCUUUAAAUACUUUUCCUGAUUCUACCCCAUCAUCAAAAACUUACGGGUCUAACGUGGUGAGUGAGAUUAAAAAAUGUGGAGAGAGCCUCAGUACGAUGACAAACAAGGAAUAUGAAGAUUCUAUCCUUAGAAAAGCUUGUCUUAUAGAGGUGGGUCUUAAGAGAGCUUGUGAACGUUCCCCGUGUAAUAUAUCUUUAGAGAAGAGGAGAAAGGGUCACUGGGACUUUGUCUUAGAGGAGAUGGCUUGGAUGGCGAAUGAUUUCAUGCAGGAGCGUCUAUGGAGAAUUACAGCUGCAUCUCAAGUGUGCCAUUGGAUUGCCUCUGAUGGUCUGGCCAAGUUUGACCAAGCAAGCAUUUAUAGAAAGCAGAAAACUGUUAUUAGAAGCCUUGCAAAGGGUGUCAUGAGUUUUUGGCGUUCAGCUGAGGCUGUACUAACUGCAGCUGGAACUGCUAAAGUGAUGCAAAAGGAUGAUUCUGAUAUGCUGGGAGAGACAAAGCCUACCGGAAUCAAAGCUGAUAACAAACAGGGCAAUGAAUCCAUGGAAACGGAACACUCUAUACGGCCUCUUCGAUCUCAAAUUCAGGAUUAUGCAGUUCGAUUUCUUGAAUAUAACAGUCAGGCGUCUGAUUCUGUGUUUACUGAAGCACCACCUACUCCUGACAGGCUGAAUGAAUUUGGCAUCUUGAAAGUGUCCACUCAACUUUCACAAGUAAGUCUCUUCUAUGCAGUACCACCUGGUGCAAUGCUGGCAUAUCGGGAGUCCGUGGAAUCUCUUUUCAUGUAUCAUAAGAACAUUGGCACUGGACUCAAGUAUAACUAUGAGGCAUCUGUGUGUGAUUCAGCUGCAGAUUUGGCUCAGGACAAUGCCUACGAUGAGGAUGAAGGCGAGACUUGUACUUAUUUAUUAGCUGAAACAUAUGAUGGUGGCUUAUUGCCAAAAAUGGGUCACAAGAAGAAACACAUAAUGAGGCAGAGGAUUAACAGUGCAAGGCCAUAUGAAAUAGGCACUGAUGUGUCUUAUGAACCGUGCUUGGAAAGAAAGUCAGGAAACCAGCAAUUUUUUUCAAAUGGCAAAAGACCUUCGUCUUUUGUUGGAAUUCCAACAAAGCGUAUCCGUACAGCUGCUAGGCAACGAGUUGUAAGCCCAUUCCCUACUAGUGUUGGUGGAACGCCCCAUGUUAAAACAGAUGCUUCAAGUGGAGACACAGACUCCUACCAAGAUGAUCAAAGUUCAUUGCAUGGUGGGUCCUUAUCAUGGAAAAACGCAGACUAUGAAUCUACAGUUGAUUUUGACAGACAAAUGCCAUAUGAUGGCAGCGAAGCGUGGACCAAAGCUAACAAGAAGAAAAAACAUAAGAGCACAGGGUACAAGACUGCUCAAAAUACAGCCAAUUCAUAUGCCUCAGCUGCAGUAAAGGGCCGUAUCUACGAUCAGAGAUCGCAAGUUGAUAUGAUCACUCAAUACGAGCAGAAGGAUUAUCUGAAGAAGAGAUCAGAGACCCAACAAUUUUAUUCAAAUGUUACAAAUGGUGGUCAACAUGCUUUUAAGAAGCUUAAAAUGAUGAAGCAAGGGAUAGAUAUUUCACAAGAAGCUUCUCCCGUUGCAUCACAGAUGAGCAACAUGGCAAAUCCUGCUAAAAUUAUAAAGAUCAUCACUAAUAGGGAUCGUGGGAGAAAAGUGAAGGCACUAAAGAUGUCUUCCGGUGGUGGAUGGUCAAACUUCGAGGAUCAGGCUCUUGUUGUCCUUGUCCAUGACUUGGGUCAAAACUGGGAGUUAGUAAGCGAUGCAAUUAAUAACAUCGUGCAGUUCAAGUCUGUACACAGACAACCUAAAGAAUGCAAAGAGCGCCAUAAGGUUCUUGUGGAUAAAAGUUCUGGUGAUGGGGCUGACAGUGCAGAAGACUCUGGUUCAUCUCAACACUAUCAGUUCACCAUACCUGGCAUUCCAAAGGGUAGUGCCAGGCAGUUGUUCCAGCGACUUCAAGGACCAUUUGAGGAAGAAAAUCUUAAGUCACAUUUUGAAAAAAUUGCACUCCUCAUGCCACAAGUGCAAUCCAGGCGAAGACAGGUUAACAGCCGGGAGCUCAAGCCGAUCAUACAGCCACAUAGUUCUCAUGUUGCCGCACUAUCACAAGCAUGCCCAAACAACUUAUCUGGGAGCACUUUGAUGCCACUUGAUCUUUGUGACACAAUAAGUCCGAAUCUGGAUGCAAUCACUCCUGGUAGCGGUUACCAGGGCUCUCAUGCAAAUGGUUUGACGCUAUCAAAUCAUCAUGGUUCCAUUGGUACUCCGAGUCCAACUCCAAAUUCCAGGUUACAAGGAUCUCCUGGUAUGGUUCUGGGCAGCAACUUAUCGUCACCUGCAACAUUGAGUGCCCCUUCAAGGGAUUCUCAGAAAUAUGGUGCUCCUAGAUCGACCUCUUUACAGGUUGAUGAUGAGCAACAGAAGAUUCAGUAUAACCAAGUGGCCAGUGGUAAAAAUCCUCAGCAAGCUGGAGUUUCUGCUCCUGGAACAUGUCCUGCUGGGGUUGAUCGUGGUGCUCAUGUGAUGCCUGCUGUUAAUGGUAUUGGAAUGACAGCAGGGGUGAAUCGAGGUCCUGCAGUUAGGCCAGGCUUUCCAAGAGUUAGUUCCCCAGGAAUGCUGAAUAUAACAUCAACUGGAAACAUGUCACCCAAGAGUGUGCAAGGAGUGCCAAAUGCUGUAAAUGUCCAUUCGGGAGCAAUGUCUUCCCUUGGAAAUUCAGUAUUGAGGCCGCGUGAUCCUAUGCAGAUGCUUCGCCCUGGUCAGCAUAUGGACGAGCAUAGACGAAUGGUUUCACAGGGAAGCAGUCGAGCUGCCCAUUUCAGCAGCAUGAAUCCGCCAUUCUCCAAGGCUGCAGCUCCUUCACCUGUUCAUCAAACCCAAAAGCUCCAUCAGAUGUCACAACCAUCACACGUGCUGGGAAACCCACAUAAUCCUCGGGCCCAAGGAACUAACCAUUCAAGCUCACACCAGCAGUCAUAUGCAGGACACUUCGCUAAAGAAAGACAAUUUCCACAACGUAUGGUGCCUCAGCAGCACAAUGAUCCUUCCGGAGCAAGUGCAGUACCCAGUGUGCAGAAUGGACCACAUAUUCAGCAGCAGAACAAAGCACCUGUAGCCAGUUCAACCCCUCCUUCGCAACCACUGCACCAGCAGCAGCAGCCACCGAUACAAAAUCCACCAGAUAGCUUUGCACCUCCCAAUCAACCUGCCAGCACUGCAGAACCUAAGCAGAAGAAACAACAGGGUCAACAGCAGGUUAGACAAAAUCAACAGCAAAGGAAUCAAGCUAGUCAACAAGCUAAGCUUAUGAAGAGCUUAGGACGAGGAAACAUGCUGAUACCUCAGACUCCUGCAGUUGAUGCUGCUCCAGCUAGUGCUGUUUCUACCUGUUCCAAGAAACAAGCUUCUGACAAGAAUCUGAUGCAACAUGGCCAAGGAUCUUCCCCUGGUAAUAAAGCAUCAACUUCAGCAAUACCUCAGCCUGGGAAUCAACAUAUGCUAUACGCUUCAUUGCCGCAAUCGCCAAAACAGUUGCCAGACACUAGUAGCCAAGGCUUGAUGCAGGGUUCUCCUAGUCAUACCCUGUUAGCUGCACCACAGCCUCCAGUUCAUUCCAAACCGCCGUCGACUACGCAGCAACGGCAGAUCAAUCCAUCACAGAAUAGCAUCCAAAGGAUGAUGAUGCAACAAAACCUCCAAAUGAACUCUGACUGCAGGAUGGACGCACAAAUCGACCAAAUCCAACACAAUCCGGUGAUUCCAACUACAUCUAUUUCUCAUGGUACAGAGUCCAGCAGUCCUGGCCUUCCAUGUAUGAACCAGCAGAAGCACGAGGCAUCAGCAAAUGACGUUACUUCAGUCACCUCAACAUCUAAGCUGAUUUGCUCUCCUAAGGAUAAUUUAGUCGGAAAUGGAGCAUCGUUGCCAUCAUCUAGCCAAGAAUUGUUGCAAAGGAAAAUUUCAGGUGGAUUGCCUAUGCACGGGCAAGACAUUGGUGGUCAGUGGCACCAACAACAAUCUAUGCAGCAUCUGCAGCCUCCACAUCAUCAACAGACUCAACACCAGCAGCGACCUGUUGUUCAAGGCAGUUUGUAUGCUCCUUCAAAUUCAGGGUCAGGCUGAUGAAUUUAGUAUGGGCUGGUCGUUUUUAUGGAGCAACCCUUAUUUCUCAUCUAAAGUUACUGUACAGGUGUCUGCCAUGGAAGCUGCUGCUGAUAGUGCUCCUCCUAAUUCAACUUGUUUGCUAAUUGUAGUCAUCGUAGGUAGAUAAAUUUUUCGUGUGCCAUUUGCUGGCCCACCCUUUUGGAGUCAGAAUAUGCUUCAUUGCAGUCUAGAGUAGCUGGAGAUAAUUUGCUUUGUUGCAACUUGCAAGAGCUAAUGUCUUUGUCUUGUUGGAUAGUAGAUCAUAACCCAGAACCUGGGCCCAGCUGUAUAUUUUUUGCGUACAAGGUCCAUGCUUCUAGAGUCAGAGUCAGAUGCUCACAAAAGCCUAUGAAUGCAAAAGUGGUUCUUUGCAUUUA
Molecule: messenger RNA, 6365 nt
Organism: Brachypodium distachyon (stiff brome)
Lineage: Eukaryota; Viridiplantae; Streptophyta; Magnoliopsida; Poales; Poaceae
Product: chromatin modification-related protein EAF1 B
Exons: 23
Coding region: 286-5967 (1893 amino acids)
Cellular component (GO): NuA4 histone acetyltransferase complex
Source: RefSeq, a predicted model, not a curated record